AUUCUGGUUCUACCGCUAGCGUCUCGGAUGUUAGCAUGUUAGCAUGUUACGUCACAUUCAGUCGCUCAAAUCUGUUAGCUGACUUUUGUUAGCAUGUUGAACAAAAUGGAAAGUUUUAAUUUGGACUAAAACAUGAUCGCCUUUAGUGUACACGCGUUAGGGCGUCGUUAAGAAGAGUUAGUGGUCAUUAGGAAAGGUUUAUCCAGUAACGGUGUAGUAUUUUAGUCACCGGUUCUGUCUCGUGACGUUAGUGUUAGCAAUGGGGCGAAAAAAACAGCUCGAGCGACAAACCAACAGAGGCAAAGACAAGCGACACAAGAUGAAAGGAAAGUCUUUGGAAACGUUCACAGAAGAAAUGCACGAGGUUUUGGAAGCGAGUAAAAGUGCAGAGUCUGAGGAGGCGGGAGUGAGUGUGAAGUUGCCUUGUCCUCUGGCAAUGUGGGAACUGGGUCAUUGUGACCCGAAGCGCUGUACUGGACGCAAACUUGCACGGAAAGGCCUGGUGCGCUGCCUCAGACUCAACCAGCGCUUUAAUGGCCUUGUCCUCAGUCCCAUGGGCAUCAAAUACGUUACACCUGCUGACAGGGAGAUCGUGGCUGAGGGAGGAAUUGCAGUGAUCGACUGUUCAUGGGCGCGGCUGGAGGACACGCCCUUCAGCAAGAUGAUCGGCUCGCACCCAAGGCUGUUACCUUAUUUAGUGGCGGCAAACCCAGUGAACUACGGCAAGCCGUGCAAGCUGAGCUGCGUCGAGGCCUUUGCAGCCACCUUCUGCAUUGUAGGUUUUCAGGACCUGGCUGUGCUCCUCUUAAGGAAGUUUAAGUGGGGUUUGGGUUUCCUCAAGCUGAAUAAAACACUCCUAGAGCAGUACGCCACCUGCAAAUCAGAGGCGGAGCUGCUCACCGUCGAGAAAGAGUACUUCACCUCCACUCCUGUAGAGGAGGAGGAAUUAGAUCCGUUUGAUGUGGACUCUGGGAGGGAGUGUAUGAACCUCAACAGACCACUGCGAGAGGAAGAAGACGACACCGAAAGCAGUGCCGCAGAAACGUCUGAAGAAGAAGAACAAGAAGAAGAGGAGGAGAAGGAGUCGUCUGAAAAAGACCUUGAAGAAGAGAUAAAAGAGAAGCAAUAGUGAAGAAGAGGAGUGAUGCUGAAAUGCAAAAAAGCAUUUGGGUGUGUCCCAAACUUAUCGAGCUUGAUCAAAGAUCAAAGCCAUUUUGACUGAGGUCAAGAAAACCCAUGUUUUAGGAAUGUUUAAGCUACAGGACGGUGUGUUGCUGAUAGUUUUAGAAAGUGGUCAAACAAGUCUACAGAGCGGUCUACAGAGUUUAACUGGAAUUUCCUGACCGUUUUUGUCUAUUUAUGACCCCUGUCUCUCACACACACACACAUACACACACAGGCAUACGGUCAUGGCGAAUUGGAGAAUGACCCAAUGUGCAAUGUCACAAGUUGCUUGUGAUUAGAGAAACUGCAGCAUGUAUCACACACGUACGAAAUUAGUGUCUUUCAGGACGCAGCACUGAAACAUAGAGCCAUCGUGCAUUCGGACACUUUUCUAAUCAUCUCUGUGUUUUUAGGACUGAAGGGUUGGUCAGAGACCGAGGUGUGUUCGUACAGUCGGUUGUACAAUCGUCGGUGUUACUUUUACUCUACGAGCUCUUAAAAUGCACUAUAAUGCAAUUAUAUUUUUCUCAAUAAAAAAAGUGUGUACGUGCUGGAAA
This is a messenger RNA of Tachysurus fulvidraco (yellow catfish), 1721 nucleotides long. RefSeq names its product TSR3 ribosome maturation factor (gene tsr3). The record is from RefSeq and is a predicted model, not a curated record. The coding region runs from base 260 to 1129 and encodes 289 amino acids. Gene Ontology annotation, biological process: maturation of SSU-rRNA. The transcript is spliced from 6 exons. NCBI's taxonomy places the organism in Eukaryota, Metazoa, Chordata, Actinopteri, Siluriformes, Bagridae. Gene Ontology annotation, molecular function: rRNA small subunit aminocarboxypropyltransferase activity.